AUGUGUUUUUACAACCAGAAGAGAUAUGCGUGUGGAGAUUGGAGUUGGACCAAUUUUGCUCACCGCUGCAAUUACGAGUACCGUACUGGCGAGACGUGCGGUAUGAGACUUGUCAACAUGACCGAGUUUGAGACGACGCAAUGCCGUCUUUGUGAGAAGAUCGAGACCAAGUACCGGCGGCGAAGCGCCGAGAUGGAACGGUUGAACCGGUGGAAACGGGAGGGAAGCACUCUUGUGGCCUCCAUGGAUCGAUCACAGAAGCUCAUAACGGAGCUUGAGAAGGAGAUCCGCCAGCUUCAGAGGGAACGUGAUGACCGACGAAAAGCAUUGUCUUGA
This is a messenger RNA of Aspergillus caelatus, 336 nucleotides long. RefSeq lists its product as uncharacterized. The transcript has a single exon. Bases 1 to 336 code for a protein of 111 amino acids. The record is from RefSeq and is a predicted model, not a curated record. NCBI's taxonomy places the organism in Eukaryota, Fungi, Ascomycota, Eurotiomycetes, Eurotiales, Aspergillaceae.